Vicugna pacos (alpaca) is the source of this 1920-nucleotide messenger RNA. NCBI's taxonomy places the organism in Eukaryota, Metazoa, Chordata, Mammalia, Artiodactyla, Camelidae. The record is from RefSeq and is a predicted model, not a curated record.
AUGGAGCUGCUGGAAAUCAUUACUCUUGCUCUUAUGAUUUGUGUCGCUUUCCUGGGUUUCCUUUUUGUGUGGAAGAAAAGUCACAAAAGGGGAAAGCUCCCCCCCGGUCCAGCUCCCCUUCCCAUCAUUGGGAAUCUGAUGCAACUAAAUAUCAAAGACGUCCCUGCAUCUCUCUCCAAGUUGGCUAAACAGUAUGGCCCUGUUUAUACUCUGCACAUUGGACCUCAGCUCACCGUGGUCUUACAUGGAUACGAGGCAGUGAAGGAAGCUCUGAUUGAUCAAGGUGACAAAUUCCUUGGCAGAGGAACUAUACCAAUUGUUGACAAUAUCUUGAAAGGAUAUGGAAUCGUUUUCAGUAACGGAGACAAGUGGAAGCAAAUGCGGUGCUUCUCCCUCAUGACCCUGAGGAACUUUGGGAUGGGGAAAAGAAGUCUCGAGGAGAGGGUCCAGGAGGAAGCCCAGUUUCUGGUGGAGGAGCUCAGGAAAAUGGAGGCUCAGCCCUUUGACCCUACCUUCAUCAUCUCCUGUGCUCCCUGCGACAUAAUCUGCUCCAUCCUCUUCAAUGAGCAUUUCCACUACAAGAACAAGACACUACUCUUCCUAAUGGGUCUGAUAAAUGAAAACUUUAAUCAAGUAAACUCUCUCUGGAGCCAGAUUUACAAUCUAUGGCCAAACUUCAUAAAGCAUCUCCCUGGAAAGCACAGAACAUUUUUUAAAAGGGUUAAGGAUAUUCAGUAUUUUAUUCUGGAAAAAGUGAAGGAGCAUCAAAAGUCCCUGGAUCCUAAUAACCCUCGAGACUACAUUGACUGUUUCCUCAGCAAGAUGGAGCAGGAGAAACAGAACCCAAAGUCUGAAUUUCACUUGGAGAAUUUGACAAUCUGUGGAUCAAAUCUGUUUGUAGCAGGAAUAGAGACAACCGCAAGCACCAUGAGAUACAGGUUCCUGCUCCUAAUGAAACACCCGGAAGUUCAAGCCAAAGUUCAUGAAGAAAUUGAUCGUGUGAUUGGACGCAACCAACGCCCCUCCAUGAAGGACAAGAUGAAGCUGCCCUAUACAGAGGCCAUGGUGCAUGAGAUACAAAGAUACAUCACCCUCCUUCCUUCUAACUUACCCCAUACCGUGGUCCAGGACACGAAGUUCAGACAAUACAUCAUCCCCAAGGGCACCACUAUAUUGCCAUUACUGUCUUCGGUCUUGUACGAUUGCAAGGAGUUUCCCAACCCAGAGAAGUUUGACCCAAACCACUUUUUGGAUAAAAAUGGCGGCUUCAGGAAAGUGCCUUUUUCCAUUGGGAAACGGGCCUGCGCUGUAGAGGGCCUGGCCCGCAUGGCCAUUCUCUUUCUCACCACCAUUCUGCAGAACUUUGUCCUGAAGCCCCUGGUAGACCCAAAGGAAACAGAGACCAAACCCAUUGUUACUGGGCUUUUCAACUUGCCACCACCCUAUAAGAUGUGCCUUAUCCCUAGAUAAAAGAAGAAAUUUUCUCUUUUAAUAAUUUAAACCAAAGUAAUUAAUUUUUCCUCUUACUCCCUCUUUCACCCUCUCUUCGUUUUAAAUACUGCCUAGGAUGGAAACACUACUUACUAAAAGUUUGAUAGACAUUAAGUCUAAAAAUUCCUUGACAAAAAGGAGCUGGAUCCUGAAAACUCCAAGGGUACAAACAGUACACUUAUACUCUUUACAGUGCUUUAUAAACCAUGGUUCAGCAGAACCAAGACUAUACCGACAGAAGGCCUCUAUUGGGACAAUCAGCAAAUAGUGAAAUAGAUUUCACUCUGUCUGUGGCUUUGAAGAUAAGCUGAUUUUCUAUAGUUUUGCAAAAUAGCGAAACUAAUAUAAUGAUCUAUAUAUAUUUUUUCCAAUUUCCAAUUGAAAGCACUUCUAUGAUUUAUUCACAAAAUAAAUUAUUUUUUUCCACAG